Molecule: messenger RNA, 2394 nt
Organism: Neurospora tetrasperma FGSC 2508
Lineage: Eukaryota; Fungi; Ascomycota; Sordariomycetes; Sordariales; Sordariaceae
Product: Ornithine decarboxylase
Exons: 3
Coding region: 619-2073 (484 amino acids)
Cellular component (GO): cytoplasm
Molecular function (GO): ornithine decarboxylase activity
Source: RefSeq, a predicted model, not a curated record
GCAACUGUUACAACUACACACGUAGCCCCUUCCAUUUCAAACACUCUACACAAUCUACAGCUUGCUUUCUUGCGCGAUAAACGGGACAGACACGUCGUCGUCAUCGCCGUAGCACCCACCUCCCUUGACUGCCUUUGGUCUUCUCAAAGGCAACCGUAUAUAACACGGCUUCCUCGGCCGUAAAGCUCGUCUCGGACCAAGAUUUCAGCCUCAGAAAGACCUUCCACAUCAUCAACGUCGUACCUCCCCCAUCCGCUCCUGAGGGUCUCUAAGAAGCUCGACGCUCUCUUUUUCGAUCCCUCUCCCAACCAAGGACCUGAAUACAGUCCCAACCGUCAGCUGCCGCAUAGGACGAGUUCUGCGGUUCUUCCUCUAACGGAGGAAGAGUCGAGGAGGCCUCGUCAGAUCGCUCAGGGAUCAGUCUCGUACCGACACCGACCCCCCUAAGACCCGUUCUCAAGAGCAUUAGUUGCUUCUUGCUGGCACAUCAACUACACAACAAAUCCAAAACCAACAACAACCAACAUACGCAAACUCCUCCUUACACCGGGAGUCUCCGAAACCUCGCGAACCUCACUACCAGCACUCGAUCUUAUCACCCCAGUCAAAUCUUGGGAUAUGGUUAUGCCGACUGUUGUCUCCGACCGCAUGGGCACUAUCGAUUUCAUCGAUUAUACAAACAAUCAUGUCUUUUCAAAGUGUCAAACCGACAGCUUGAACACCGUCAAUAAUGGCUCCUUGAAGCACGAUGAUUACCCCCACGGCCUUGCCAACGGCAAGUUGGUCGCCAAACAAAUGAUUGGUGAUGCCCUCCGCCAGCGUGUGGAGAGCAUUGACUCCGAGUUCUGCGAGCCCGGCGAUGAGGACACAUUCUUUGUCGCUGACCUCGGCGAGGUCUACCGCCAGCACCUCCGCUGGAAGCUGAACCUUCCUCGCGUCAAGCCGUUCUAUGCCGUCAAGUGCCAUCCCGACGACAGGCUCUUGCAGCUCCUGGCCGCUCUCGGCACCGGCUUCGACUGUGCCUCCAAGGCCGAGAUCGAGCAAGUCCUCCGCAUGGGCGUCGACCCCUCCCGCAUUAUCUAUGCACAGCCGUGCAAGACCAAUUCUUACUUGCGCUAUGUCGCCCAGCAGGGCGUGCGCCAGAUGACCUUCGAUAAUGCCGACGAGCUGCGCAAGAUUGCGCGCCUGUAUCCCGACGCCGAGCUUUUCCUCCGCAUCCUUACCGACGAUUCUUCGUCCCUUUGCCGUUUCAGCAUGAAGUUCGGCGCUUCCCUCGACUCAACUGAUGGUCUCUUAGGCCUUGCCCGCCAGCUGGGCCUCAACGUGGUUGGCGUCAGCUUCCACGUUGGCUCGGGCGCCUCCGAUCCUACUGCUUUCUUGAAGGCUGUUCAGGACGCUCAUGUCGUCUUCCAGCAGGCCGCUGCUUAUGGCUACAACCUGAAGACCCUCGACGUUGGUGGAGGUUUCUGCAGCGACGAUACUUUCGAACAGAUGGCUAACGUCUUGCGUGCUGCGCUCGAUGAGUACUUCCCGGCCCACACCGGUGUCAACCUUAUCGCUGAGCCCGGUCGCUACUAUGCUUCCUCGGCAUUCACCCUUGCCUGCAACAUCAUUGCUCGCCGCACUAUCCAGGACGGCUCUGCUGUCUCGGUCUCUGAUUCCUCUUCUAUGAGCGACGAUGGAUCGGUGAACAACGGCGAUGCUAGAUAUAUGGUCUACGUCAACGAUGGUCUGUACGGAAACUUCAGCAGCAUCAUGUUCGAUCACCAGCACCCUGUGGCCAAGAUCCUCCGUGCUGGCGGCCGUACCAUGUACAACUCUGUUGCUGCCCACGAGUCUUCUGCGGAGGACGCCAUUGAGUACAGCAUCUGGGGUCCCACUUGCGACGGCAUUGAUCGCAUCACCGAGAGCAUUCGCUUCCGCGAGAUUCUCGAUGUUGGCGACUGGCUGUACUUCGAGGACAUGGGUGCCUACACCAAGUGUUCGGCCACCACCUUCAACGGCUUCUCUAACGAGCAUGAUGUCAUCUACGUCUGCAGCGAGCCUGGUGCUAUGGCCCUCUUGGGAUUGUAAGGUGUGCCGCUUUGUAUCUAGGAGAGAUGAGACCAGUAUGGGGUUUCUUGGACAGGGGGAGAUGUGUGCUGUCAUUUCAUGAUGCGUAGGAGGAAGGUGAUACAAAACAACAAUGGGUUUCUUUCGUUGGCUCGUUUGGGUCCCCUCAUUAUAGAAUUUGCUUCGCAUUUUAGACUUUCAAAUAAAAAGGGGGUCUAGGAAACGAUGGAGCGCGGUGUUGGAUCAACCUCAGGGUCAUAAAACAAAACAUGGUUAGAAAUAUUGGAUGCAAAACAGCAGUUGAGUCUAGACACUAGACGAAUAAGAUUGCGUUGGCCCCCA